Pseudomyrmex gracilis is the source of this 2074-nucleotide messenger RNA. It is a transcript of the gene eIF3i, whose product is annotated as eukaryotic translation initiation factor 3 subunit I. Gene Ontology annotation, cellular component: cytoplasm; eukaryotic translation initiation factor 3 complex, eIF3m. Bases 118 to 1098 code for a protein of 326 amino acids. Gene Ontology annotation, biological process: cytoplasmic translational initiation. Gene Ontology annotation, molecular function: translation initiation factor activity; RNA binding; protein binding. The record is from RefSeq and is a predicted model, not a curated record. The transcript is spliced from 5 exons. Lineage: Eukaryota; Metazoa; Arthropoda; Insecta; Hymenoptera; Formicidae.
CGAUUCCACGAUCUCUUUCGAAGCGUGAGGUGUUCCAUGUGAUUUGUAUAAAAAAACAGUAUACGUAAAAGUUUUGUCAUUUUAUGAAGAAUUUGUUGUUAAGAGAAACACCGUGAAAUGAAACCUUUGAUGUUACAUGGGCACGAACGUGCUAUCACUAAGAUAAAAUACAACAGAGAAGGAGAUUUGUUGUUUUCUGCCAGUAAAGACAAACAGCCCAAUGUAUGGUACUCUCUGAAUGGAGAACGUCUUGGGACUUUCAAUGGCCAUAAUGGCUCGGUAUGGUGUAUCGAUGUCAAUUGGGAUACCACAAAAUUAUUGUCUGGUAGUGGUGAUAACACAUUGAGAGUAUGGGACUGCAUGACUGGAAAAGAAAUAGGUCUAUUACAUACAAACAGUUCUGUGAGGACGUGUGGUUUUAGUUAUUCAGCAAAUCUUGCUGUAUACUCCACUGAUAAAGCCUUAGGUCAUCAAUGCGAAAUGUUUAUUAUGGAUGUAAGAAAUGUUGCAUCCACAAUGUCGCAAGAAGAUGCAAUCGCUAGAAUUUCUGUUAAUGGACCUAGAAUUUCUUCUGUAUUGUGGGGUGCUCUAGAUGAGACUAUCAUCACAGGCCAUGAGGAUGGCGAAAUCAAGCUAUGGGAUGUGGGGACCGGGAAAAAAUUGUCUAGUACUAAAGGUCACAAGUCUCAGAUAAAUGACAUGCAGUUUAACAAAGAUGGCACCAUGUUUGUAACUGCAUCCAAGGAUCACACAGCUAAACUUUUUGACAGCGAAUCUUUGAUGUUGUUAAAAACGUACAAAACAGAAAGACCUGUAAACUCUGCUACAAUAUCACCAAUUUUUGAUCACGUUGUUUUGGGUGGAGGUCAGGAUGCCAUGGAUGUCACCACGACAUCUGCUAGGCAAGGAAAAUUCGAUUCGCGAUUCUUUCAUUUAGUAUUCGAAGAAGAAUUCGCACGUCUGAAAGGCCAUUUCGGUCCUAUUAAUUCUCUCGCUUUUCAUCCUAAUGGCCGCAGUUACUCAACUGGCGGAGAAGACGGAUAUAUGCGUAUCAACAAUUUUGAUCAAUCAUACUUCGACUUCCAUUUUGAGUAUUAAAUUUAUUAUGAAUUUAUAUGUGUAUAUGAUAAAAAAAAUAUAUCAUUUUACGAGAAUAUAACUCUGUGUGACUCAUUUUUUUUUUCAAAAGCAACCAAAAGCUCUGUAAAUACAAGUGUAUGUGACAAAAUACAUCUAGCAAUUAACAUUAAAUAUUGUUUUAUUAUAAUAACACAUAUUUUAAAUAAUCGUAUAUAGAGAAAAAGUUUUACACGUUCGAGAAUUUCUUACAUAACUUAGGAAAAUAGUUUUCUAGAUGUAUUUAACAGAGUAAAAAACGCGUUAUCUAUUUCAUAUACAUACUUUUGCUUGAAAGUAAUACAAAAGAGUUUACUUUUUUGUCUUUAUAUCAUGUUACAACUUAACAUAUAAAUUAUAAAUAUAUUAGUUACAGUUUUAUAUAUAUAUAUGUAUAAAUUUUAACGUGUGUGUGUGUGUGUGUGUGCAUAUCUCGUAAUAUGAUGUAGAUAUGUAAGCUUCGAAACAAGUGGAAAGCGUUUACUUUUCUCGCCCAAGCUGAAUUCUGUCAACUUUUUUUCUGAAUUAUAUAUUUUUUUUUUUUUCGAAGGAUAAUGCGUACUACAAGAAGAAGUUUAUAUGCUCAAUAUGUUGGUACGCGCGCUUUAUUUUUAUAAUCAUAUAAUAUUGUACAAAUUAUUACAAUAAACUAUAUGUUUCUGUAAUUAUGUCUGUUUCUUAAUUUUACCAACAUGACUUGCCUUUAAGCGUUUGGCAAGGUAGCAGAAUUAAAUAAUACAGCCGUACAAGUGCAAAAACGCACUAUCGUAGUUUUUUUUUUCACGGUUUUUCUCUCUAAAAUUAUAUAUCCUACAAUAACGUACAAAAAUUAUCCGGGGCAAAUUGAAAUUACUAAAUUAAACCCGUUAUUUUUUUUUCCUUUUAAUGACUAUCUACAUAUUAAUGUAAUCUUAUACUCGUUUUUUUUUUUCGAAGUGUACACAAGAAGAACGUGAAA